AUGAAUAUGAAUGACAGUUUCUUUGACAAUAUAGAAGUUGUGAAUUAAAAUGUAUCUACUUACAGCAAACCAUAAACCAUUUGUAAAUCUUUGGAACGUUCUUUUGCUAUUUGCAGUAAUCCACCUAAGUAUGUAUGCCUUUUAAAUUUAUAAUUUCAGCAAAAUUAUUCAGCAACAAACUUAAUUUCAAAAAGAUACUGCUAUUCAAAGACAUCAAUCAUAUAAAUUAGAUUAUUUCUUAAAGUAAUAAACUAAAAGCUCAUAAAAUAAUACUUAAUCAAAAAGUUAUCAUAGUAUUAAAUAAUAAGAUUACAAUUCUAAUAAUUUAAUUCAGAAUCCAUAAAGUAUAAGAGUAAUAUUAAUUUAGAAUCCUAUUUAAAGUAGUAAAUGAGAUUAAAAAUUAACUUAGAAAAUGAUGCUUAUUAAUCUAAUUUAAGACAUAAAACAUCCUCUUCACAUAAUACAACUAACCCUUAUUAGUCAUCUUUAGCAACAUUAAUGAAAUGACAGGUAAUUUAUAAACUAAAUCAAAUAAGAUGCAAAAAUAAUAAUAAAGUCUAGCUAAUAUUUGUAAGACUUUUAACGAUGACUCUAAGCCAAGAAUUUCAUCCACACAUAGAUAAUCUAUAAUUCCUUCAAAAUUAACACAGAGAUAAGAUUCCUUAAAUAUAAGAAAGAGUAAUUCAUUCUAUAUGCAGGAAUUUAG
Molecule: messenger RNA, 706 nt
Organism: Paramecium sonneborni
Lineage: Eukaryota; Ciliophora; Oligohymenophorea; Peniculida; Parameciidae
Source: the annotation of a GenBank genome assembly